GGGCCAGCCCCCCAACGCCGCGGGGAGCACUGGGCGCCCAAUCCCCGCACUCACCCACUCUCUUUCUCCGCGAGUCCAGUGUGAAGCAUGGUGGUUUUAGAGACCGUUGGUUCAGCGCCUACCUGGCUUAAGAAGUAGCUGGAAAAGAUGUCUAGGGCUGUUCAUCUUCCAGUCCCCUGUCCUGUUCAACUUGGUUCCUUAAGAAAUGACUCCUUGGAAGCUCAGCUUCAUGAGUAUGUCAAACAAGGGAACUAUGUGAAAGUGAAGAAGAUUCUUAAGAAAGGAAUUUAUGUUGAUGCAGUUAACUCCCUGGGCCAGACUGCACUUUUUGUUGCGGCAUUACUAGGCCUUACGAAGGUAGUUGAUGUUCUGGUGGAUUAUGGAUCAGAUCCAAAUCACCGCUGCUUUGAUGGGAGCACCCCUGUUCAUGCAGCAGCAUUUUCAGGGAAUCAGUGGAUCCUCAGUAAACUGCUGGAUGCAGGGGGUGAUCUUCGACUCCACGACGAGAAGGGUCAAAAUCCCCAGACCUGGGCCCUGACAGCAGGGAAGGAGCGUAGCACCGUGAUGGUGGAGUUCAUGCAGCGCUGUGCCUCGCACAUGCAGGCCAUCAUACAGGGCUUCUCCUAUGACCUCCUAAAGAAGAUUGACUCCCCUCAGCGGCUCAUCAGUGGCCCACCCAGGCUUGGUGGCCUCAUACAGGGAAACCCUAGUGGCUCUCCUAACCGACUGCUUAAAGCUGGAGUCAUUUCUGCGCAAAAUAUCUACAGCUUUGGCUUUGGGAAGUUUUAUCUCACAGGGGGAGCACAGCUGGCCUACCUGGGAUCUCUUCCAGUAAUUGGAGAAAAGGAAGUGAUUCAAGCUGAUGAUGAGCCUACCUUCUCUUUCUUCAGUGGCCCCUACAUGGUCAUGACCAAUCUGGUGUGGAAUGGGAGCAGGGUCACAGUGAAGGAGCUGAAUCUCCCCACCCAUCCUCACUGCAGCAGGGUUCGGCUGGCUGACUUGUUAAUUGCAGAGCAGGAACACAGCAGUAAGCUGCGGCACCCGCACCUGCUACAGCUGAUGGCUGUGUGCCUGUCCCAAGACCUAGAGAAGACCCGCCUUGUUUACGAGCGCAUCACUGUCGGCACACUGUUUGGUGUUCUCCACGAACGGCGGUCCCAGUUCCCCGUGCUCCACAUGGAGGUGAUUGUGCAUCUGCUGCUCCAGAUCUCUGACGCCCUGAGAUACUUGCAUUCCCGGGGGUUUAUCCACCGCUCCCUCAGCUCCUACGCCAUCCACAUUGUCUCCGCUGGGGAAGCAAGGCUGACCAACCUGGAGUACAUGAUGGAAAGCCAGGAUGGACGUGUACACAGGGACCUGACUCGAGUGCCCCUCCCAACCCAGCUGUACAACUGGGCUGCCCCGGAGGUGAUCUUAGAGAAGGCAGCCACAGUGAAGUCGGACAUCUACAGCUUUUCUAUGAUCAUACAGGAGAUUUUAACAGAUAACAUACCCUGGAAUGGCUUAGAUGGCUCAGUUAUUAAAGAAGCCAUAGUCUUGGGAAAUUAUUUAGAAGCUGAUGUAAGGCUUCCAAAACCUUAUUAUGAUAUUGUUAAGUCAGGCAUCCAGGUCAAGCAGAAAGACCGAACUAUGAACCUUCAAGAUAUCCGGUACAUUUUGAAGAACGACUUAAAGGAUUUUCUCGGAGCCCAGAGAACUCAGCCAACUGAGAGCCCCAAGAUGCAGAGAUAUGAACUCCAUCCUGAUGUCAAUGUUUGUCUAGGACUGAUGUCAGAACAUUUGAAAGAGACCCCUAACUUGGAAAUAAAAGAGCUAAAGGAAACGGCAGGCAGUCGGCUUCAUUCACCCACGGAGAAAGCAACACCAGAUCCUCAGGUCCUAGAUCCAGGUCUGAUGGCCAAGGAGACUCAGAACCGAGAUGCUGCUUCUCCUGCCUGCUCUGUGAUGGAAGAGGACGCCAGGGGGCCCAGCCCAGGUCAGGCUAGCCUCUGCAGCUUUGAAAUCAAUGAAAUCUACUCAGGCUGCCUGGACAGGGGAGAUAACACGAAGGAGGAGCCCCCAGGAACUGAUUCAUCUGUUGUGGGAGCUGGACCAAGCCAAGCAGAUGAACUAAAGUCCAUGGAAGAAGAGUUGGAAAAGAUGGAGAGAGAAGCAUGCUGUUUUUAUGAUGAGGACGAGAGCUCUUCAGAAGCUGACACAGAGCUCUCCUUUGAGGACUGGGAUUGGCAAAAUGGUUCUCUUAGUUCACCCAGCCUACCUGAGCUAGCCAGAGAAGCCAAGGGCAAUGGGAGCAAUAGGUGCAUGACCGAGGAGUACAUCAGUAAGUGUGUGCUGAAUCUGAAGAUUUCACAGACAUUAAUGUACCAGAAUGCCGAUUUGCUGAGGAAUACUGAACAGAAAAUUGAUAAACUUGAGAUGAUACAAAAGGGGCAGGAGGAGUACAGGUCUUUGUGGGCUUCUUCAAGAGAGUUUACAAACAUUUAUGACUCACCUUCAGCCUUGGGCCCCCCAGCUUCCACCUAUGUUCCACCUGUCAUGCAGCUGCCAAGAGGCCAGCAGCUGGACCCCAGUGGCAAUUGCCAAACCCUGACAAGAUCUUCCAUGGUGAGAGACUUUCAAGGAGGACAUUUUGGCAAAAGGUCCAGGAAAAGAAGUGACUGUGGCUGGAAACCUGUCAUCCAAGUCUCUGAAGAAAGCACUGGGGAUCAGUCAGAGAAGAGCCAUCAGCUGCCAACUUUUAGUGGACCUGGAAAACAGGGCACAAGUGAACAAUCGCAGCCCUCUCAAGGAGCCAAGCACAGUUUGGAAAGAAACAGGAGCCCAAAUACCAGCAGGAUCAGUGUGGAAUCUGUGUCUUCUGAAAUCUGUCAUACAAAGUUAAGAAAUAACGAAGAUGAUGGAGAGGUACACUUAAAAUGGAAAUUGGAGGUGAAAGAAAUGGCAGAGAGAGCAGCCACCGGGCAGCUGGCAGUACCACCAUGGCAUCCUCAGAGUAGUGCGGCUUUAGAGGAUGAAGUUAAAGAUGAGCCUGAUUCCCUGCUGCAGCCCCCGCUUGGGGACCCUGAGAAAGUGGGUUGGCAGUGCACUGUAGAGUAUCCCAGGGAAAAUGAUGAGUCAAGAGAAAAUGGCAAAUGUAACAAAAUGGGUAACAGUGACUGUGACAGUGACCAGCAUGGCAAACAGCCUGGACCUCAAAGCUUCAACAGUAUCAGGCACCUGUCUCCCAGCAAAAAUGUGUAUCCAGAGCAUAGUGAAGUCUUUCAAGCAAGUUCUGACGCAUCUGUGGUCAUCGAGAAAUCUUACAGUGAUCAGUCCAUGCAAUCAACUUGUUCACCAGAGUCUUCUGAGGAUGUAACAGAUGAAUUUUUAACUCCAGACUAUGAAUAUUUUCAUUCUUCAACUGCUCAAGAAAACUUAGCUCUAGAGACUUCAAGUCCUAUAGAAGAAGACUUUGAAGGAAUACGAGAUGCAUUUGCCCAACCUCGAGGUUCUGGCGAAGAAAAGUUCCAAAUGAGAAAAAGCCUUGGAAGGAAUGCUGAGAUUUUGACCAGGUCUCAAUUCCAACCUAUACGAACUACUGAAGGUGAACAAGAGGAGACAUUAAAGGAAUCACCAAAGGAGCUGAAAGAGAAAGACAUAUCACUGACAGACAUUCAAGACCUGUCUAGUAUUUCCUAUGAACGAGAUGGUUCCUUUAAGGAAGUCUCAUGCAAAACACCCAAAAUAAACCAUGCACCUACAAGUGUCAGCACUCCACUCAGCCCAGGGUCAAGUUCUUCAGCUGCCAGUCGGUAUAAAGACUGCCUUGAAAGUAUCACAUUUCAGAUUAAAACAGGUUCUACCUCAUGCUGGAACAGUCAGGAAUCCAUUCAAACUUCAUCUGAUAGAUUUACAACUGUUCGAGAGAAAGCAAAGAGCCUAGAUUCCUUUCUUACUUCCUCUGAAACUGCCCCUUCAAGACUGACCGAUCUCAAAAGAUUGCCUGCAUUUACUGGGGCCGGUUCCUCCAGCAUUGCUAAGUCACCUGACACAUCAUCCCAUGCCACCCAGAGAAGGAGCCUGCAGAAAGCAUUAGUAGAAGCCAUUUCACAGCAUCAUGUUGAUGAGCUACCACCACCAUCUCAGGAGCUGCUUGACGAAAUUGAGCACUUGAAGCGACAGCAGGCCUCAUCCACAGUGUUGCGGGAGAACACAGCAAGUUAUCUGGGUGUCACUGUAAAUGAUCAAAGGCACUUAGAAGAACAAGAAACCAACAGUAAAAAAGAAGAUAGCAGUAUGCUCUGGACCAAAGAAACUCAGGAUCUAGAAGAGGACACAGAGAGACUUGUCACCUCCUGGUUUCAGGAUCGCUGCUAUCUACACACCAGGCAGGUGGGGAAAAGGAAUAUUCUGACUCUGCCCCUUUUUUUAUCUGGAAAGCAGAUGCCCACUUAUAUUACACUGGCCAAAUGUGAUGCAUGACCACCCUCAUUUACAAGGGAGACUAGAAAUUGAGUUUUUAGCUUUUCAGCUGCUAUAGAAGAGGAAGGGAAGGAAGAAGAGUGCUACGAAUAACUUUUAGGUAGUGAAUCUAGUUCCUGUCCCACUCUUUAAAGGCUAAAUUAUUCUCUAUGAGGAAGAAAAAGAAAGAGACCUGGAAGGGAAAGUUUGGGAGGUGGAAGAGGAGAUGAGCCCUGGGACCUGCAAGGAAGGUCCUGGGGAGACAGAAAAGACAAGGGCAAAGGGAGAGGAAGAGAAAUACAUUUUAAAAGUUUUAGAAAUCUUUUUAUCUAUAAUGUAUGAUGUAACUCCAGUCCUCUCAUCUCCUCAAAACACCUUCAGUAAAAAUCUACAUCAUUAUUCAAGCCAAGGAAGAUUAGCUCAAGAAGUCUGAGUUAAACUUGGUUGUAUUAAGUACUUUACAUGUGAUCAAAAGUUAGCUACUAUUAUUAUUUUCCAAAAGGGCUGGCUGUGCUGGACAUAGAUAGAUGCCCAGAGUGGGACUUUUCAGGCCUUCUGAAAACACUGUGCAUCCUUUAGCUUCAGAGGCAGUUCUUCAUUCAAAAAACUUAUAGGAAUGAGUGUACAGUUCUAGCCCAGGGUGGAAAUUAACUUAAUGGCCUAGAAUGGAGACUGAGUCUGGCAUUGGACUUUGGGAGGUGGCUAUUCUCAUGGGUGCUGAAGCUUUUUAUUAAGAAGCUAAAGAAAGUUUUUGGUGUGCAUCUAAAUUGUAUGUAAGUGACCUCUGCAACUGUAAAUACAAUCUCACCUAGCUAUCAUUUUCUUAUCUGUACAGUGAAAACACACGUUUUAAGGUCCUUUCCCACUCUAAAACACUGUACCUCCUUGUCAUGGGAUAAGAAUUGUCUCAGUUCUCUUCACUUGUCCUU
Panthera uncia (snow leopard) is the source of this 5369-nucleotide messenger RNA. RefSeq names its product testis expressed 14, intercellular bridge forming factor (gene TEX14). Bases 148 to 4461 code for a protein of 1437 amino acids. The record is from RefSeq and is a predicted model, not a curated record. Gene Ontology annotation, molecular function: protein kinase activity; protein binding; ATP binding. Gene Ontology annotation, cellular component: kinetochore; intercellular bridge; midbody. The transcript has 29 exons. Gene Ontology annotation, biological process: mitotic sister chromatid separation; male meiotic nuclear division; mitotic spindle assembly checkpoint signaling. NCBI's taxonomy places the organism in Eukaryota, Metazoa, Chordata, Mammalia, Carnivora, Felidae.